AUGGUUAAUACUCAACAUGUGGAAGAGACAAGGUCUAAGAGGAAGAGUAGAGAUGCCAAGAGGGCAAGAUCAUUUGAUGGUAGUUCUUCAAAAGAAAGGCUUGAGAUUCAAGACAAGCCUAGAUUCAAAAAGAGGGUUUCUAAUCAAGUUCCUUCCAAAUUCCCUAAGGCUAUAAAUGAUAGGGUAUCUAACCCUAAGUCUAAGGGAAGGUAUGUUAGUUCACUAACCAAGAAGCCAACUUUUGGGAAGUGUGUGAAGAACUAUGGUGAUUAUCUUAAGGGAACGGAUAAUUCUGUUGGUUGUGGUAAAAAUGGGUACAAUGUUAGGGAUUGCCCUAAUGUAAGGGGUCAAGACAAGGGUAGUGUUCAAGCUCAAGCAAGUGGUCUAAAUGAGGAUCCGAAGAAGAACCACUUCUAUUAUCUCCGCUCUAGGGGUGAGCUAGAGACGUAUCCCGACAUGGUGACGAGUAUGUUGGAAGUCUUAUUUAUUGAUGUAUAUGCCUUACUUCAUCCCAGUGCUACCUUAUAA
Molecule: messenger RNA, 528 nt
Organism: Solanum lycopersicum (tomato)
Lineage: Eukaryota; Viridiplantae; Streptophyta; Magnoliopsida; Solanales; Solanaceae
Source: RefSeq, a predicted model, not a curated record